Rana temporaria (common frog) is the source of this 803-nucleotide messenger RNA. Its product is annotated as KIAA1143 ortholog. Lineage: Eukaryota; Metazoa; Chordata; Amphibia; Anura; Ranidae. The transcript has 4 exons. The coding region runs from base 115 to 573 and encodes 152 amino acids. The record is from RefSeq and is a predicted model, not a curated record.
GCUGUCUGGGUCAUGUGACCGUCUUGGAGGUGGGCGGAGACAGGGGCCUGCCUGCUGCUACCAAUGGAGGGUGAGCGUCGCUGGGGAGUCUAGUGAUUAUACGGAGUUGCAGCCAUGAGUAAGAAGAAUCGGGUGUCCUAUGUGAAGCCUGCCGAGCCCUCCUUCCUGACAAAGUUUAAGAAAGAUGUUGGCUACAGAGAGGGUCCAACAGUGGAUACGAAGCGGCAGGAUCUUCCUUUUGUAGCAGAUGACGGUGAUGGCAGUGACAAGGAGGAUGAGCAACCACAAGUGGUGAUGCUUAAGAAAGGUGACCUUUCAGAAGAGGAGGUUAUGAAGAUUAAACAGCAAAUUAAGGGAAGUGCAAAAGAUGAUGAUGAUCCAGUUCCUGCUGAUGGAAAGAUCCUGUUCAAAAAGCCAGUUAAACGCCCUACGAAUAGCAAAUUUUCAGGUAUAAAUUCAACUUCUAGCAAGAGGAAGAAGCCGGAAGAAAGCCAGGAAUCAUCCAGCAAAUCCAGCCAGAAACAAGUUCGAAAUAGCAGUUUACUGUCUUUUGAUGAGGAAGAUGAAGAUUAGGCCUUUGACUUUUCAGGGUGAAUUUCUUUUUUUAAGUUUAUUUCCAAAACUCAUCAAUUAAAACUUGUAUUUGAUGUUUGUAAAAUAGUUUUUCAAAUGAGGUUUUGCUUUUAACCCUUGUUCAAAAGGGUUUCUGUUUUUAACUGGUACUUUUUUUAGUGCUGUUUGUGUGCAUGUUCAUUUUUGAUAUAACAAGACUAUUAAAAGCAAAAAAUAUGAUUUAUCUUUAA